This is a messenger RNA of Sphaeroforma arctica JP610, 2627 nucleotides long. RefSeq lists its product as hypothetical. Lineage: Eukaryota; Ichthyosporea; Ichthyophonida. The transcript has a single exon. The coding region runs from base 155 to 2341 and encodes 728 amino acids. Gene Ontology annotation, molecular function: sequence-specific DNA binding; protein binding; zinc ion binding. The record is from RefSeq and is a predicted model, not a curated record. Gene Ontology annotation, biological process: regulation of DNA-templated transcription.
UGUGAAUUGAAGAACACCACGCAGCCGAUAUUAGUACACCUCGUGAUGUUAUUACAGCCUUAUACACUAGUAUUAUAACAUGAAAUUAAUAGAUUAGACCGAAUAUCGUACUAUACAGAACCUUUGUUGAACCUGUGUACGAAUUUGCUGUGUGAUGCCACCCGUUCCUCACGAGGGUCCCAACUUAAAGGGGCGUCAGCACAACAGUGAUGGCGGAUUGCAGAGACAGCAAGAGCCGCAAUAUACAAGCAUACCAAAAGAAUUUCUAACAAAUGUCCCGUCAGUCAUGCCCAUUGGGCUUCCCAUAAGCCAACAACAGACUAGCAGCCUAUUUUUUCAGAGUCGCUCUAGUAGUCACGAACAGCUUGCAAGAUCGGUGUCGCCUUUACCCAUCAAUUUUGGCUUGCCUGAGCAUUCCAGUUCGUACAAUUCACACCUCUCCAAUUUGCAAUCUGAAAAUGUUGUGCAAGGUGCAUUACAGCGUCGAAACGCUGACUUUGACAUAAAACAACAACGAACAGGGGGUGGUAGUAAUGACCAGUCAAGCACGUCGCUUACGGGCGAAUCAACAAUCGCGCCUCAAUUGAAUAGUGUGGUGAAUCAAAUAGACACCAAAUCAAGCUUGUUUAUGCAAACGAAUCGUCCCGCGUAUUAUGACAACCAGCCAAAUCAAAUUCCCCAGCAAAGCCAGGCACAAAACCUAUCCUCUCGCCUUUCGCCAGGCCUUCUCCCAAAUGAAACCAAUAUUCAGUCGAGAGAAAAUACUGACCAAUCACGAACGCAAGGGCAUGUAAAUACACAAGCACAAGUACGAACGCAAUCGCAAGCGCAAGCACAGUCACGCACCUAUCAGCAACAAAUAUCCCACAAUUCUAUGUUUGAUAGAGCCGAUAGUGUAACGUCGGCGCCCAUGGCCUAUUCGAGUGAACAGCAACCAUACCUUACAAUACCAUACUCUCAGGAGCGAUACCAACAGAGUCCCCUACCGAGGCCCUUGCAUGUUCCCUCAUCACCCGUCUAUAGUGACGAACUCACAUCAGCCGUGAAAGCGGGCAAUAUCGACCGCGUCGCCAACUUAAUACACACCGGUGCGAGUGUUGAUGGAAAGGACACCAAAGGGUGGACAGCGAUGCACUGGGCUGCCGCUACAGGUAAUGUGGACUGUGUGGUCCUACUUUGUCGAGCCGGGGCCGAUAUUCAAUCAAAAUCUUAUUCAAGUAAAACGGCCAUGGACCUCGCUAAGUUGCGAGGGCAUUACACCAUCGUCGAGAUACUCUCCGCCUGCGAGUAUAGCAGCAAGCUUCAACAACCAAAUCAAAAAGUCGAGUCACCCAGCGUGCCACAAAAUUGGAAUAUAGACUUUAAUGGCAUAAUUCAUCCUGUGGAUGGCAUAGGCAAUGAAAACACACUGCUGCACACUACGAGGAACGCAUCAGUUCCUUCUAACUACAACCUGAAUCAUAUGGAUAUGAGCGAGGGCUUAAAUAGUAAUGAAGGAUUAGGAAGUCUAGGUGACGGUCUCGGUGGCGGCGCUGUGGACGGGUCUUAUUCCAACGACCACGCGAUGGCGGCACAACAAUAUAGCUUGCAUUUGGUGGACAAUCCGAAAGAAAAACGUCCAUCGGCAAGUACAUAUGACCUAGUUGGACAAGCAAGUGGUGGCGACAGUUUUGAUGCUAUGCAACGAAGUAUGUCAUUAAACCCGUAUCACGACAGCGACGUAGAAAUUAGGAACGCAACGCAAUUACAACAGUCCCUUAUGAAUGGCGGCGGAAAAGUGGAAUGGUCUUCUCCAACUGGCGGAAGCCUGGCGCCUGCAGGAAAGGUGAAACGAAGGAGGAAUGGCUCAUUCAAAACGUCUGUAAGCACGGGUUGUAUCGAAGACGCGCCAAACGCUUCGUUGAAAACAUCGAACUUUUCGGCAUCUCACUUGGGGGAUUCUGCUGCUCUCAAGGACUCCCGUUUGUCUGGUUUCUUCGGUGGCGACGGGGUGGAGAAUAAUUCGCCGUCGACAGUGUCGACCGGUGAUAGACGAGAGCAAACAUCAUUGUUCGGUACGGAUGGUUGUAGUUGUGUGGAGUGUGGUACGCGAAACACCCCCCAGUGGAGGAAGGGCCCGUCCGGGCCUAGGACUCUAUGUAACGCAUGUGGUCUGAAACAUCUUCAUAGUCAACAAAGAGAGCGUAUGAAUGCGAGGCGUAGAGAACUUUACAUGAAGAGCAAGAAGAAGAAAGAAGAAAUGGCUCGCCAAGCUGCACUGGAGAUGGCACAAUACGGCGAUACAGCAGGGCACAAACAUGAUCCCAAUGAUGUGUCCUCCGGGUCACAGGGUAAUGUAUAAGAGAGGUUUGUUGUUACCCAAAAAAGUAAAACAAUAACAAUACUAUUAGUAAAGAAAAGGUGAACAUCUUAAAAACCAGGCGCCGGAGAGUAUGAAGAGCAUCGAGUAUAAUCACAACUAGAAUGGGUAAGAAAAAAAAGAAAAAGAUAACGAACAAGCGAGAGAAACUAGAACUUUCAAAUAAGAAAAGUACUUCUUCUUCUCCACAGCCGCUGGGGUUGAGAGAAUUGAACAGAGUGCACAGGUAAUCGUUAUGCCGAAUCAAUAAAGUAAGAAGUAAAAGCUC